Molecule: messenger RNA, 2342 nt
Organism: Talpa occidentalis (Iberian mole)
Lineage: Eukaryota; Metazoa; Chordata; Mammalia; Eulipotyphla; Talpidae
Gene: SPIRE2
Product: spire type actin nucleation factor 2
Exons: 15
Coding region: 1-2238 (745 amino acids)
Biological process (GO): Golgi vesicle transport; actin filament polymerization; intracellular transport
Cellular component (GO): cell cortex; cytoplasmic vesicle membrane
Molecular function (GO): actin binding
Source: RefSeq, a predicted model, not a curated record
AUGACACAGCGGCGGCCGCCGGCCCCGCCCGCGCUCGGCGCCCGCCCUGGAGACCGGCCGCGCGGCGGGGAUGGGCGCCAUGGCCCGGGCGGCGGCGGCGCGGCGGGCGCGGCGGGCGCGGGGCGCGCGGGCCGGCCCGAGCCGGGGGAGCUGUCCCUGCAGGCGGUGCUGGCGGCCUACGAGCAGCCGCUCAACGAGGAGCAGGCCUGGGCCGUGUGCUUCCAGGGCUGCCGCGGGCUGCGGGGCGCGCCGGCCGGCGGGCGGCGCAUCCGGGACCCGGCGGACCUGCUGCUGCGCAGGGACGGCUCGGUCGGCGCGCGCCCCGCGCCCGGCGCCCAGGAGCCCACAACAAUGGUGGUGUCGCCAGCCAGCUCAGAAGCCCAGGUGGUGCAGUCGCUGGGCUUCGCCGUGUACCGCGCGCUGGACUGGGGGCUGGCGGAGAGCGAGGAGCGCGAGCUCAGCCCGCAGCUGGAGCGGCUCAUCGACCUCAUGGCCAACAACGACGCGGCCGGCGAGGAGGGCGGCGCGGCCGACGAGGGCUACGGCGGCCCCGAGGAGGAGGAGGAGGCCGAGGGCGCGCGCGCCGUGCGCACCUUCGCGCGGGCCAUGCGCCUCUGCGCCGCGCGCCUGCCCGACCCCGGGGGCGCCGCCGCGCACUACCAGGCCGUGUGCCGCGCGCUCUUCGUGGAGACGCUGGAGCUGCAGGCCUUCCUCGCCCGCGUGCGCGAGGCCAAGCAGAUGCUACUGAAGCUGCGGGAAGAGGAGCCUCCGGGGGAGGAGCCGCUGGCCGAGCUGAACCACCUGGGGCACACGGACUGGACCCGACUCUGGGUGCAGCUGAUGCGCGAGCUGCGGCACGGGGUGAAGCUCAAGAAGGUGCAGGAGCAGGAGUUCAACCCCCUGCCCACCGAGUUCCAGCUCACGCCCUUCGAGAUGCUCAUGCAGGACAUCCGCGCCCGCAACUACAAGCUGCGCAAGGUCAUGGUGGACGGGGACAUCCCUCCCAGGGUGAAGAGAGACGCGCACGAGCUCAUCCUGGACUUCAUCCGCUCCCGGCCUCCGCUGAAGCAGGUCUCCGAGAGGACGCUGCGCCCCUUGCCCCAGAAGCAGCGCAGCCUGCAUGAGAAGAUCCUGGAAGAGAUCAAGCAGGAGCGGAGGCUGCGGCCAGUGGGGGCCGAGCGCUGGGGUGGCCGGGGGUUUGGCUCCCUGCCCUGCAUCCUCGACGCCUGCUCUGGGGACCUCAAGUCCACCUCCUGCAUCAACCUGGCCGUGGCGGAUGCCAGGGGCAGCGCCCAGCGGCCUCGGCCCCGGGUCCUCCUCAAGGCGCCCACCCUGGCGGAGAUGGAGGAGAUGAGCGCCUCUGAGGAGGAGGAGUCCCCGUGCGGGGAGGUGGCCCUGAAACGUGACCGCUCCUUCUCGGAGCACGACCUGGCCCAGCUCCGGAGCGAAAUGGCCGCUGGCCUCCAGCCAGCCCCUGAGCCCCCAGCAGGAGCAGAGCCGGCCCGGCCCCGCGUGGGCAGUGCACUUGCCUGGAGACCCGGUGCCCAAGAGCAGGGCUUCCCCGCCGUGGACAUCCAGGACUCCCCUGACCCUCGCUCCCCACCCCGCAGCCACCGCAGUGCCGGGGAGGCCAGGACAGAGGACUCGACAGCCCCUGACAGUCACCCCUGGCUGGAGUUCAGCCACCCGGCGGAGAGCCUGGCACUGACGGUGGAGGAGGUGAUGGAUGUGCGCCGAGUGCUGGUGAAGGCGGAGAUGGAGAAGUUCCUGCAGCACAAGGAGCUCCUCAGCAGCCUGAAGAAGGGGAAGAUUUGCUGCUGCUGCCGGGCCAGGUUCCCGCUCUUCUCCUGGCCGUCCAGCUGUCUCUUCUGCAAGAGGGCCGUGUGCAGCUCCUGCAGCGUGAAGAUGAAGAUGCCCUCUAAGAAGCUGGCGCACAUCCCCGUCUACGCGCUGGGCUUCGAGAGCCCCCCCAGGGCGCCGCCCCCAGCCAAGGCCACGCCCGCGCAGAGGAGGGACGCCUCCCAGUCCUCGCCUGCGCCUCGAGUGGAGGAGGAGUUCCCGCACAUGUAUGCGCACGGCUGCGUCCUCAAGGACGUGUGCGCCGACUGCACCCGCUUCGUGGCCGACGUGGUGCGCUCCAGCCGCCAGAGCGUGCACGCCCUCAACGCCUCGCCGCGCCGCGCGCGCCAGACCCAGUCGCUCUAUGUCCCGCACACCUGGACGCUGGACUUGCAGUGACCCGGCCGGGGCCUGCACGGUGGCCGGGCCUCCGAGCGGAGCCGGGCUGGUCCUGGGCCAGGGAGACCCCAGCGUGCAUGUACAUAUAUACAGAUCGAUGCAUU